Pocillopora damicornis (cauliflower coral) is the source of this 1511-nucleotide messenger RNA. RefSeq lists its product as uncharacterized. Lineage: Eukaryota; Metazoa; Cnidaria; Anthozoa; Scleractinia; Pocilloporidae. Gene Ontology annotation, molecular function: serine-type peptidase activity; protein binding. Gene Ontology annotation, biological process: proteolysis; signal transduction. The record is from RefSeq and is a predicted model, not a curated record.
CAGGUGGAAGCAAAACGUAAACAAAAUUUGCUCACUCUAGCAUUUUCCUCCUCGCUACCUCGCUGAAACUAUUUUCAUGGCUGCCAUGGAACAAAAUGAAGUCAUAUUAAGUGAAGGUAAUGGCCUUCAGAGUACCAAACUUCUCACGGAUAAAAUCAACGCGGUGUGUUACAUCGAGACUGUUCUCAAAGAUCCGAUUUCCCGCAAAGAGCGACUAAAGCGAGGUACCGGUUUCCUAUCCAAGCUUAAUAUGCCAAGUGAAAGAGGUUGUCUUGAAAUUUAUGGAGUGUUUACUAAUAACCACGUGCUUGGCUCAAUAAACGAUGCUGAAAAAGCUCACGCCACGUUCGGGUAUGAAGGAUCAGAAGAAGGACAGCAGGUUAAAUUAAAACCAGAAAAAAUGUUUCGUACCAACAAGGAGCUUGACUAUACGUUUGUUGGUGUGGACAAGGCAGAUAUUGACGGUUUGAACCUAACCAUUCAACCCAUACUUAUGGAACCAGAGCCGGAAUUGAAAAAGGGGGAGAAUGUCAUGAUAAUUCAGCAUCCAAAAGGACGACCCAAGCAUUUCUCUCAAGAAAAAAUUUCAAAUGUGGAGAAACCCUUUGUUUUCUAUAAAGCUGAUACAGAGACCGGUUCCUCUGGUUCACCAGUACUGGCCUCUGAGGGACUGGCACUGAUUGCUGUUCAUCACAAAGGAUGUGGAGAACUGAGUUACAAUAAAGGAACAUUGACCAGUGAAAUUCUGAUGCAUCUGCAGGAAGGAACUUAUACAAAAAUCAGUGACAGUUUCUCAGACAGUCAGGACAAGGAGAUCUUUGAAGUUGGUCCCUCACCCAAAAAGAUAAAGAUGGACCAAGAAGAUUACAGCAAUCAUGAACAGCCAUCAGAAGAAGUCUUGGAAAACUUAUCUCAAGAAAUUGUCUCUUUCUGGAAGUUUUUGGGGCGAAAGCUGAAAAUCCCAAAUGCCAAACUAGAGGAGAUCCAGAGUGACAAUAUUCAGUACCCUGGAAUAAAGGAAAAAGCUUUUCAAAUGCUUUUAGCCUGGAUUGACCAAGGAAAGACUGCAACAUUUGCUCAUCUUUCAGUGGCACUCCAGAGUCAUGGAAAAAAAAGACUGGCAGACAAAUACUGUGGCUCAUCAUGAGUGCAUUUCAUGACAGUUAUAAAGAGAUGUUAAAGUAGUAGCUGAAAUGUCUAGAACAAUAUAUUUUUUAGCCAGUGUCAACUUUUUUUUUAUUCUUUUUUACCAAAAAGAUGUUGAAGUACUUAGACUGUUAAUUUCAAAAUUAUCUUGUACAAGAUCAAUUUUUUUUACAAGCAUUGCUGUUACAUCUACAUAGGUCCUAUUGCUUUCAUGUUCUUUAAUAUGGUCUUUUUGUAUUGUUUGACUGUAGUUUUCAAAUGUGUAUAUAUGACUGUGAAUACUGUAUGAUAGAGAUCUUAUAGAGAGCUUUUAACAAGAUAUUUAUUGAACCAUCUAUAUUAAAAAUUAUCUGGUUAUGGUGAAA